Molecule: messenger RNA, 1163 nt
Organism: Sardina pilchardus (European sardine)
Lineage: Eukaryota; Metazoa; Chordata; Actinopteri; Clupeiformes; Clupeidae
Product: probable G-protein coupled receptor 139
Exons: 3
Coding region: 93-1163 (356 amino acids)
Biological process (GO): phospholipase C-activating G protein-coupled receptor signaling pathway
Cellular component (GO): plasma membrane
Molecular function (GO): G protein-coupled receptor activity
Source: RefSeq, a predicted model, not a curated record
GCCAGUUGGACUACUGUCCGUCAGAUCACUGGGCUCCGCCGCCUGACCCUUCCUCUCCAACGUAUUAUCAUGUGUGAUGUGGACCUGUGCUGAUGACUGCAACAAUGGAUGGGUCCACUAUUUUCAUCGCUGUCCAGAAAGUAUACUACCCACUGCUGUGCAUCGUGGGAAUUCCAGCGGUCAUCUACCUGAGCUGCUUGGCCAUCAUGGACACCUUCUACCUGGUGUGGGUGAUCCUGCUGGACCUUUGCCUGACCUUCCUGCAGCUGCAGCCCUUCUGGCACUCCCACCCCUGGUGCGGCCUGCUGGGCAUCCUGCAGUACGGCGCCCUCUACAGCUCGUCCUGGGUGGUGGUGGUGUUCACCAUCGAGCGCUACCUGGUCCUGAGCGUGACGGCCGCCAAGCAGCGCUUCACGCGGCCCCGCACCACCGUGCUCACCUGCGUGAGCAUCGUGCUGGCGUCGCACCUGGUGUCCGUGCCCAUGGGCUGGAUCAACGAGGUGACGCCGGUCAACCACACGCUGGCCUCGGGCAACGCGACGCUGCUGCCGCGCUGCCGCUACCGCGAGGCCGUCUACUCCACGGUCAUCGUGUGGGUCACCUCCUUCCUGUCGGCCGGCGUGCCCAUCGUCCUGGUCAUCAUCUACAACGCGCUCAUCGCCUACCACCUGUGCCGCUCCAGCCGCCUCUUCACCAAGGAGGAGCGGCGCACCAUCCGCGGCGCCAACACGCAGGGCAUGGUGCGGCGGACCAUCGCCCUCCUGGGCACGGUGUCGGCGGCGUUCGUGGUGCUCAGCCUGCCGCGCUUCGUCACCUACUGCAUCCUGCGCACGCGCUACAACCACAGGGACUUCGACCGCAACGACUACGCGCUGGCCAUCAACGUGGCGAGCGACGCGGCCAACAUGCUGCAGAACCUCAACUCCACCACCAACUUCCUGCUCUACUGCGUGGUGAGCCGGCGCUUCCGCCGGGAGCUGCUGGCCACGCUGACCUGCCGGGGCAAGAAGGCGCGGGAGCUCAGCUCCUUCAUCACGCAGAACACCAUGAAGGUCUUCGCCGUGGCCCAGCACGCCAGCAGGAGCCCGGCCAGAGAGCCCAUCCACGUGGUCCUCACUGAGCACAAGCCAAUAGAGUCCUUCUCCUGCUCUCAGAGACACUAG